This is a messenger RNA of Hibiscus syriacus, 592 nucleotides long. RefSeq lists its product as uncharacterized. NCBI's taxonomy places the organism in Eukaryota, Viridiplantae, Streptophyta, Magnoliopsida, Malvales, Malvaceae. The transcript has a single exon. Bases 128 to 508 code for a protein of 126 amino acids. The record is from RefSeq and is a predicted model, not a curated record.
UUGAAAAUCUGCCGAACGCCAUCCUCUCUUUCGUCAACGCUGUCGUCAAAUCCGAAUCGAAGCUCGGUUUUACCCCAUAAAAUCCAGUUCAUCCUUCAAUCAAAAACCUUACAUUUCCGGUGCAAAAAUGGCUUCCAUCUACAGCUGUAGGGAGUGCGGAACCGACCUGAACCUAAGAACAACCCAUUUAUUCCCUCCAGAUUGCUACUUCGAGGCGGGAAACAAGGGCACCCUUUCUUUCGCCAUGGUCGACGAGACCAAGUUCAACUUCGAGAAAGAAGAUAAGCUCAGGCCUUUUUUCGAGACCAUUGAUUACUGGGGAAUCCAACGGAACCGAACCAAGAUCAAGUGCAACGGCUGUGGUAAACUCGUGGGUCAUAUUUAUGAUGACGGCCUUCCUCUCACGGAUAGUCCCGGUCAGUGGCAUUUUGGGCCGAGUCAGGUGAUCCCCAGAGCCCCGAGGUAUCGGUUCAAGACCAAAGCGCUUAAGAUCACGACUGAAACUUGAAGAAUUUUUCGAAGAUCAAAGUUUUGGGGUUUUGUGUAUAUUUAUGAACUUGGGUUUCUCUAUUCAAUGAAUAAAGGAUAUUUU